CCCUACGAAAACCACAUUCCCUCCCUGCCACUGCCCCGAAGCUGAGAAGCAGUGAGAGAGAGAGAGAGAUGUGUGGAAUCGCGUUGACUGUCUCAGGCAUUCGAAUUCACAUCUCAUCUACACCAUUCGUUUCAACAUCCUCACAUCGCCAAUCCGAAAAUUUGUUGCUCUGUUUAGAUGAACUGAAAGCAGCACUGCGGAGAAGGGGUCCUGAUAGCUUAGGUGUCAAGAAAGUUAUCCUGCAACACAACGUUUCAUGUGAAUACCAAAUUUCAUCCUUCAUACAACACCAUGAUGAUGAUACGUUAUUAUGUUCUGAAAACAAAGACGCUGACGGCGAACUUCAAUUCAUCGGCGCAACUCUGCAGCUUAGGGGAACUGUUCCGCUUGUUCAGCCCUUAGUGGAUGCUUCUCGAAACAUUCUAGUUUAUAAUGGUGAGAUUUUUGGAGGACUUGAACUUGCUAGUGAUUGCAACGAUGCCGAGUUUCUGAUGAAGACACUUGAAGGUUGUUGCUCAUGUGGUUCUUGUUUGACCGGUUACUGUGUUAAAUGUGGGAAAGGUUCUAUUACAGAUGUUCUGAGUACAAUUAAAGGACCAUGGGCUAUCGUCUAUUGGCAGGAAAGUUCAAGGACCCUUUGGUUUGGACGAGAUGCAUUUGGUAGGCGGAGCCUCCUUGUUCACUGGCCUACAGAAAACGAUUCAACAUUUGUUCUUUCUUCUGUGUCGCCAGUUUCUCCAGCUCAGCAGGCCCCUGAAAAUGAAGCUCAUAAUGGAAUUGAAUUUCGUAGUUACUGGGAAGAGCUACCAUGUGGAAUAUAUAGUAUGCACAUGGAUGCUUCAAAUUCAAACGGAUAUCUGGUCGGCGAUGUUCAGAUACAUGAAUAUACAAACUCAAUAUUAAAGGAACUUAUCAAGUGGGAGAGAUUUUCCAUUGAACCUAGCUCUGAAAACUUGCAAACAUCCAACCAUAAGUUUUCUAGGAGGCAACAAGAUGUACAUUCAGCUUCUUUAGAGACAGUUCAAUAUGAAGCAGACUCAACUCAAACUGCAAUUCCAAUGCGAGCACAUAUGUUGCUAAAUGUUUUAAAGGAAUCUGUCAUACGGCGUACAUCAUUGUAUACUAUUUAUCAGGAAGUGAUAUCUGGUAUCAGACACGAGAAAUUUGUUCCUGUUGCAAUUCUUUUCUCUGGUGGGCUGGAUUCUAUGAUACUUGCAGCAUUAUUGGAUCAAUGCCUGGACCCCAGUUAUGAAAUUGAUCUACUUAAUGUAAGCUUUGAUGGUGAAUUAGCUCCUGAUAGAAAAUCUGCCAAGGCAGGGUUGAAAGAACUGAAAAGAGUUGCACCAUCCAGAAGGUGGAGACUUGUGGAGAUUGAUGCUUACUUGUCAGACUUGGGGUUUGAAACUAGUCAUGUUAUGUCACUCAUAAAUCCUGCAAGCACCUACAUGGACCUUAAUAUUGGAAUAGCUUUAUGGCUCGCAUCUGGUGGUGAUGGAUGGGUGUUUGAUGAAGAUGAUAAUAAUGGCAUUCAUGCACGGAUUAAGUAUAAGUCCAAUGCAAGGAUUCUCCUUGUUGGUUCUGGCGCUGAUGAACAGUGUGCUGGUUAUGGGAGGCAUAGAACAAGUUUUAGACGAGGAAGUUGGCUGGGGCUACAUGAGGAAAUGAAACUCGACAUGCAAAGAAUUUGGAAAAGAAAUUUAGGGAGAGAUGAUAGAUGUAUUGCUGAUAAUGGAAAGGAGGCUAGAUUUCCAUUCUUGGAUGAAGAUGUUAUAAGGGUUUUACUCGACAUUCCAUUGUGGGAGGUUGCCAACCUUGAUCAACCUAGUGGCAUUGGUGAUAAAAAGAUUUUAAGAGAGGUUGCAGAAUUGCUUGGAUUAUAUGAAGCAGCAGUUCUUCCCAAACGCGCAAUCCAGUUUGGUUCAAGAAUUGCGAGGGAAUCAAAUCGGAAGAAUUUUGGAAGUAAUCGAGCAGCAAAUCAGGCGUCUGCAGGCAGUGUAAGGAUUUGUAGGAAAUCCAAUUUUGGUUGAUUCUUUAUUUUCUCUGGGCACUAGGGGCGCAUCUGUUUGGUAUGAACAUGAAUGUGACUAUAUCUUUGAUACAUGAAUUGGAUUGUAUCUUGGAAUAUUAUGCCUGGUGCUACUACUACUUCUGUCGGAAGGGAGUUUAUUGUUCAAGGAAAUUUAGCCCAGAGAGGUUUCGACAAUGCUAACCUUCUUAUGAAUUUAUCUCCAAAAUAAAAUACAAAUAAAAGAGUAUUUGAAAAAUUGAUAUAUUCCUAUAUGAGAAUGAGAAAGUAUCAAUUUUUUAAAUAUUUUAUUUAUUUA
Messenger RNA from Cicer arietinum (chickpea), 2324 nucleotides. RefSeq lists its product as uncharacterized. Lineage: Eukaryota; Viridiplantae; Streptophyta; Magnoliopsida; Fabales; Fabaceae. Gene Ontology annotation, molecular function: asparagine synthase (glutamine-hydrolyzing) activity. The record is from RefSeq and is a predicted model, not a curated record.